Messenger RNA from Caenorhabditis remanei, 1182 nucleotides. RefSeq lists its product as uncharacterized. The transcript has 7 exons. Bases 1 to 1182 code for a protein of 393 amino acids. The record is from RefSeq and is a predicted model, not a curated record. Lineage: Eukaryota; Metazoa; Nematoda; Chromadorea; Rhabditida; Rhabditidae.
AUGUACAUCGACGCUCCUGGUGAACUUUCUGGCUUUUUAAUGGAGCAUACUGCUACUCAUGUCGUGGUAUUCGAUACAAGAGACCGACUUUUAAAACGUGGUCUUAUAACUCAUGACGAAAGGAUUCGUUUGGAACUUGCAACUUGGUAUCAGUUCAUGCAUGUGCAGCCACCCAAGCAGAGAAGAGAACAAGGACAGAAUAGAAAUUUCGAGUUUUUCACAGCAGGGCGCCGGAACCCACAAGUGUUCGCCCGCACAUGGGCGGUUAGUCCGGGGGAGGAUCUUCCAGUGGAGAUGCGGGAGAAAUACAAGGGCAAAGUGUGGGCUCCUUACCUAGGACUGCUCAACGACACAGAUGGAAUGUUCGAAAGGACAUUCGCAAAAGAAGUUUUUGAGCUCGAACAAGUCGCCGAACGUGGAAACGAUUUCCUGUUGCCUGACAGACCAGCGCCAUGGAACCAACCCACCUUUUCAAUUUACUAUGACGCGUUUCCAAGUAGAAAGAUUACAGUCAACGGACAAGCAUGUGCCCGAUUUUCCCUAUGCGUCCGUGACGUGGCAGACAACUUGGCUUACAAUGAAAAGCAUCACGGCUCCACAGCGACAUGCUCCCAACUGGUUAGCUCAAUAUAUGGUGUGGUUCGGAGUUUGUAUCUUGCAGAGAUGGGAUGUUGGUACCAGCACUCGAUAAAAAUCAACAACAUGCCUAGCAGUGAAGACACAAAGCAAGAGGAUUCUAGCACUAAGCAUCUGGAUUUUAUUCAUGCGUACUGCACUGCCUCCAAAAUAAUGAAAAUCCCACCUCCGCUACCCACUGAAGUCGUGGAUGAUGGACAUGAUGUGGAGGUCACUACGAAGUUUGUCUUUGAACAUGAUCACUUCGAAAAAGAAUGGAGUCGUGGACUCAGUAAUUGGAAGGAAAGGAAAGAAGGUGUUCAAACAAAUAUCUUCUUUUAUGAUGUUUAUUUGGGAAAGGUCAGAAUUCCAAUAGACUCGGCUAUUGAUAUCAUAAAGCUGGCCGAGAACCUUCAAAAAGAUUGCUAUGAAAGGAUGAUGACAGACAAAAUCUCUGUAACUGUGAAAGUUCAACUACUCAAAGACUUCUUGAGGAGAAACAACCGCCACCCUGAUAAUCAGCUAUAUGUUGUUAAAUCUGUCGUCGACGUAGAACAUUCAGAAUGA